UAACCAGCCACUGAAAAAGCCUAAUUCCCAGAGCACCAUGUCCAUGCCACCCGUGCGCGCACCACUACCCAUCAUUGUGCUGGCGGUGCUGCUGCACCUCCACCUCAUCUCCUCCGCCGUCUCAUCGGCAACCCACCACGCCAAAAACACCAUACCGCGCUACCCUGAUUUCCAGCACUUCAGAGUCAAAGAAACCAUCGCCGAUAUCAAAUCCAACAAGCCCACCAAGACACCACAACACACCCAUGAGAAAAAAUGGAAGCUGGAAUUAAUGCACAGAGACAAUAUUGUUGCACCCCAUCACACCAACUUCCAUGACCGUUUUCUCGAGCUCAUGAAGCGUGACGCUAGAAGGGUCGCCGGCCUUGUUCACCGUCUUAGCAAUGGUAGUUCCGGUGGCGGUCCUCCUUUUCAGGUGGAGGAUGAUUUCGGGUCGGAGGUGCUUUCCGGCAUGGAUCAUGGAACCUGGGAAUAUGUGAUUCAGAUAGGCGUUGGUAGCCCUCCGACGACUCAGUACAUGGUCAUCGAUCUCGGCAGUGAUGUUGUGUGGGUUCAGUGUCAGCCUUGUGACCAGUGUUACCCGCAGUCCGACCCGGUUUUCAACCCGGCGCAUUCCAGUUCGUUUUCCAGAGUUUCUUGCAGCUCCGCCGUGUGCGACCGCCUCGAUGGCGGCGGUUGCCACAAGGGUCAGUGUAUGUACGAGGUGUCCUACGCCGACGGGUCCUACACCAAAGGCACGCUGGUGCUCGAGACGCUGACGUUGGGUCGCACCACAAUUCAGCAUGUGGCCAUCGGGUGUGGGCACAAGAAUCGAGGCAUGUUCGUGGGAGCCUCCGGGUUAUUGGGCCUUGGAGGCGGGUCCAUGUCGUUUCUGGGUCAGCUUGGCGGGCAGGCUGGCGGUGCGUUCACUUAUUGUUUGGCAAGUCGGGGCACCGGCUCGUCCGGGUGGAUGGAGUUCGGGCGCGGAGCGUUUCCCGUGGGGGUUGCGUGGGUCCCCUUGCUCCGGAAUCCACGGGCUACGAGUUUCUACUAUGUUGGGCUUUCGGGUCUCGGAGUGGGAGGUACCCAGGUACCCAUUUCAGAAGAUGUGUUCCGGCUUACCGAAUUGGGUGACGGAGGGGUUGUUAUGGACACCGGCACCCCGGUGUCGAGGCUGCCAACUUUGGCUUAUGAGGCGUUUCGCGACGCUUAUAUCGCACAAACCAGGAACCUUCCUCGGGUCUCCGGAGUGUCCAUUUUUGACACAUGCUAUGAUCUAUCCGGAUUUGUGACGGUUCGGGUACCAACCGUAUCGUUCUAUUUCUCGGGUGGAUUAAUCCUUACCCUUCCGGCACAAAAUUUUCUAGUCCCUGUGAAUGAUGUGGGAACUUUUUGUUUUGCAUUUGCUCCAUCCCCAUCUGGACUUUCUAUUUUGGGGAACAUUCAACAAGCAGGGAUCCAGAUUUCCAUUGAUACCCUUGGGUAUAUGGGGUUUGGUCCAAACGUUUGUUAAUUUUGCUAUUUUGGGUCAUAUAACAUCAUUAUUAUUUUAAUUAAAUUAGCUAAAAAAGUAGGCACAUAACAAUAUUAAUAUAUUAAUAAAAUUCUCAAUACACUGGAGAUCUCCUGCCCAAAAAUUUAUGGUGAAGAUUACAAGAUUGGAGAAGAACUCCAGUAUUUUUUAACUGGAUGCAAUCUUCCCUGUAAAAGUACAGGAGAAUCUUCUGUGAUUUUAUUAAUAAUUUUGUCAGGUGCCUCAUUAUUUUAGCUAAUGUAAUUAAGGUAUUGAUGUUGUUAUGCUGCUAUUUUUCUAGGUAAUGUAAUUAUAUACUGUGGUUUGCUUUUCCACUUAGUGAGAAACUAAGUUAUAAUAGUGUUUAAAAGGGUUAA
Molecule: messenger RNA, 1869 nt
Organism: Corylus avellana
Lineage: Eukaryota; Viridiplantae; Streptophyta; Magnoliopsida; Fagales; Betulaceae
Product: Eukaryotic aspartyl protease family protein
Biological process (GO): proteolysis
Molecular function (GO): aspartic-type endopeptidase activity
Source: RefSeq, a predicted model, not a curated record